Drosophila elegans is the source of this 1263-nucleotide messenger RNA. It is a transcript of the gene Gr57a, whose product is annotated as putative gustatory receptor 57a. Gene Ontology annotation, biological process: sensory perception of taste. Bases 1 to 1263 code for a protein of 420 amino acids. Gene Ontology annotation, cellular component: membrane. The record is from RefSeq and is a predicted model, not a curated record. NCBI's taxonomy places the organism in Eukaryota, Metazoa, Arthropoda, Insecta, Diptera, Drosophilidae. The transcript has 2 exons.
AUGGCCGUGUUGUACCUCUUUCGCGAACCGGAAACGGUCUUCGAUUGUGCCGCCUUCAUUUGUGGGGUGCAGUUCACGAUGGGAUGCAGCGGGCACGGACCGCACUUCAAUAUCAGACGGUGGAUGAGGGUUUACUCCCUGGCAGUGGCCAUAAUGGUAUUAACGGGUCUCUUCAGCUCCCUGAGCGCCCUUCUGGCCGUUGAGGAUGUAAAAGAACGUCUGAUGAAAGCCGAUAGUCUGGUCCUGGGCAUUGCAGUCCUGGAAUUGGUCAUGUCCACUUUCGUUUUUGUGGCCACUGUGAUUUCCCUGCAAAUAUCGGCACACCGCCAUUUGGGAAUCUAUCUAAGAUUGGCUGCCUUGGACUGCAGGCUGAUUGGAGACUUUGGAGCCAAUCUCAAUUACAGAAAGAUGCUGAGAAAGAACAUAGUAAUGCUGGCUGUGGUCACAUCUAUCUAUUUGGUGGCCAUCAAUUGUGCUGCCAUCCAGGUGGCCAGUGGUGACCGAGCUCUUUUCCUGCUAUGUGCCUUCUGCUAUGCGAUUGUCACAGGAGGACCACAUUUCACGGGAUAUGUGCACAUGAAUCUGGCCGAAAUGCUGGGCAUCCGUUUCCGGUUGCUGCAGCAGCUGCUCAGCCCGAAGUUUCUGGAAUGGCGAUUUCCGCAGGUGCAAGUUCGAGAAUUGCGUAUACGCCAGGUGGUGUCUAUGGUACAGGAGCUGCACUACCUCGUCCAGGAAAUCAACAGGGUGUAUGCCUUCAGUCUUUGGUCAGCCAUAGCCCACGAUCUAGCCAUGAGCACCAGUGAGCUGUACAUUCUGUUUGGCCAGUCCGUGGGAAUCGGAGGAGGCGCACCUGACCAGCAGGAAGAGGAUGGGGAGGAUCAGAUGAGCAGAUAUCGAAUGCUAGGAUACGUGGCUCUCUGCAUGAUUCCGCCGCUCUACAAGCUUUUGAUUGCACCCUUCUACUGCGAUCGCACAAUUUCCGACGCUCGAAAGUGUCUUCGACUCGCCGAGCAGAUGGACAACUGCUUCCCCCAGUCGACCUCGCUGCGACCCCUGGUCAAAUCCUUGAUGUCCUGGCAGUUGCAGGCCAAGAUCGAGUUCACCAGUGGCCUCGGGGUCGUCCUCAACCGUCGGGUCAUCGGACUGUUCACUACAAUUCUGGUCAACUAUCUCCUUAUCCUCAUCCAGUUCGCCAUGACCCAGAAGAUGGGUGAACAAAUCGAACAGCAGAAGAUUGCCCUGCAGGAGUGGAUUGGAAACUAA